AUGGCUGUGCGACAGAAUAACAUGAUGGAAACAUACCACGGCCUCGUGCGGACUCCCGCAGAUGCGAUCAAACUAUUCGAGGCCUGCAGGCUCGGCCUGCUGCCUCGCGUGCAGCGCAGGUUAUCAGAGAAGGAGCGCCAGUCCAUCCGGUCCGGGUCCGUCUUCGUUUGGGAUGAGAGGGAAGCCGGUAUGCGCAGGUGGACGGACGGAAAAUCAUGGAGCGCCAGCAGGGUCUCGGGCAGUUUCCUCACUUACCGGGAGAUGGAGGGCAAGCGUGGCGGCGGCUUCGGCGCAUCACGGAGGAGCGUCGGCAAGACACCUGACUCUGGCCGCGGCAGCGACGAGGACAACGACGACGGUGAGCCCGACGGGUACCGGUACAAGGCCGACGGCCUCAUGAAGCAGUCCUUCAGCAUCACCACCUCGCAGGGCCAGCACCUCCACCUGAUCUCAUACUUCUCCCGCCCGCACCCCAGCGAGCCAGAGCUCCCACAACCCAGCUCGGACCCCAGCCUGAGGCACAUCGUGCCCGUCAAGGGCAUGUACCCCGAGUCGAGCAUGAACGAGCAGCCCGUCCCUGCCAUGACCAGGACACCUAUGGCAUCGGCAUACGCGCCAGCAGCACCACACCCAGCGGCAUACCACCCACAAUACGCACAACAGUCACCAUACCCAGGCUGGCCGCCCUCGCCUGUUGCGACGCCGCCCUACAGCCACUACACAGUGUCUGCUCCAUACCCACCAACACAACUCCCACCACCACCAGCUGGCGCUCCAUACCCGCCACCUCACCACGGCCACCCGCACCACUACCUCCCAGGGCCUCCCCCACCGCACCUGCCUACGACCGUCCCCAGCUGCCACCGCCGGGGUCUGCCUCGCAACCAAGAGUCGCCAUACCUGGCGCAGAUCAGGAUAAACGAAGAGUCGCCGCGCCUACAACAACUGCAGUUGAAGGCCGGCGGCGCCGGACGGACGAUGCCCGGGCCCCUGCCCUCGGUGCACAGCUCGACGCCGCCGCCUCGCGCGCUUUCGCAGUCGCCACCCAACGUUAGCGGUAACAAGGCCAGCCUCUCGGCGCUGCUGCACCCAAACCCAACACCAUCGAACUCGGAGCCAACGAGCGCGGCGGGCAGCAACAGUGCGACGAGCAGCCCACGUGGAACCGGCGCAGCUAUGGGCAGCGCUGCUAUGGGAAGCGCUGCCUCGGCAGGUUUGAUGGCCAAGGGUUUCCACGAGGACGCAAGAGCAUUGGACGUUCUUAACAAGAAGUUCUCCAUUUGA
Messenger RNA from Diaporthe citri, 1284 nucleotides. RefSeq lists its product as uncharacterized. The record is from RefSeq and is a predicted model, not a curated record. Lineage: Eukaryota; Fungi; Ascomycota; Sordariomycetes; Diaporthales; Diaporthaceae. The transcript has 2 exons. The coding region runs from base 1 to 1284 and encodes 427 amino acids. Gene Ontology annotation, molecular function: DNA binding.